Messenger RNA from Phaedon cochleariae (mustard beetle), 3211 nucleotides. The record is from the annotation of a GenBank genome assembly. NCBI's taxonomy places the organism in Eukaryota, Metazoa, Arthropoda, Insecta, Coleoptera, Chrysomelidae.
UGAAAACUUCACUUUGACAAUAUGAUUUCCCAAUGAAAUUCUCAGUUCCAAUGGACAUACACAUAAUAUCGAAAAUUGCUCGUUAAAAUGCCACCCGCGAAUCAAAAAGCUCCAGUGAAAAAAACCACGAAUAUUGCGAAAUGUUCGAAACCAUCGGAUCCUCUAGCUGUGUUAGAGAACGAAAUAGGAGAAGUCGCUGGUACUUGUAGAUCGUUUUUGAAAGAAAUCAAAGAAGGAAAAGGAAAGAGUCAAGCUAAUACCAAUGUUAAGUACACACAGAAGAAGGGAUACGAUUCUUUCGAGAAAGUUACAGAUGACAUAUCGAAAAUUUUGGAUACCCUCGAGUAUUUGAAUUCAGUCAAAGACAAAAACGACUCGUACUCUGACGUACUGCCAUCUCUAGAAAAAAAAUACCGAGAGCAAAUGAAACAGUACAAUGAAAUCAAAACUGCAAAAAAUCCACCCAAAACCUGUAAUCCGAAGAAGAAUAAUAUGAGUAUCAAGAAUGCUAACGUCAAGAAUCCUAACGUGAACAGUACCACGAAAUCUAGUUGUAGUACCAUGAAUAGUACUGUUAGUUCAAAAAAGUCUGACAAUGAAAAAAAUUUUAAAGAGAAAUCGAAAAGCACACCAAUUCAACUAGUGAAGAAUGAAAUUGCAUAUGGUGAGAAAACUAGAGAAAACAAAAAAUCUGUCGUUCCAGCAUCUCAAAAUUUUAAAACUUCAAUAACCGUUAAAAAUAUUCAGAACACCAAUGCUCUCACAAAACCUACUUCUAUCAAACCAGACUCAACUACAAUAGGAAAAAAACCCUCCCAGUUACGAAGUCUGAAAGCUGCUGGACCAACACCUGCAAAUAAAAGAAUCCUCCCUAUAUGUCCGAGCAAGAAGAGUAACAUGUCCAAUUCAGGAUCUACGAGACAACUGAUAGAACCACAACAAAUCAACCUGAAUCAGCAGCUCAUGAGCACUAAUCCUUUGUUAGCUUUGAAGCAGGAGGUCGAUAAGGCAAUUCAAGAACGGAAAACAUUCACGGUCAGGGGCAAUUUCAGGGGUAUAAGAAGGGCCUUAUUGAAUCGGGGAUGGGUCGAAAAAGUCCACUUGACCCAAAGGGAAUUGAUGAAUACAGAGCUGAGGAAAUUUUGCACUUACAGUAUUCCAGAGCUUCUGAACCUGGUGAGGAAUAAGGAAAUAGCGGACAUUUGCAGAAGACUGAUCAAAUCCAAAUUAUUGACAAGCCACCAAGUAGAUCUUUACUACAGUUCCAGCUACGAUGCCUACAAAGAAUGUCCUGAUAAAGUUAAACAGACUAUGAUCAACAGGAUACGCUGGAUUUCAUUCAGUUACACCAAUAAAGGAGGGCUGACUGAAGCUUCAAGAAAGUCGUUUUGGUAUCACAUACCGGGGGUAUCGAACUUAAAUCAUCCGCGGAGUUACAAGUUGACGAAGAACGGUGAUACGGAGGAGUUCGUGAAGGAUUUCAAUUUGACUGCGGCCAUGUCGAUGAUCAAGUGGGUGAAAAUGAACAGCGAGACACAACUUUGCAAGAUUUUGAGCACGUCCGGCAAAAUUCCUCUCCGGGUGUUCGAUUUUGCCAUAAAUGAAUGUUACAAGUUCAUAAAAAAAGCGAAACACGAAGAUAUCGACCAAGAGAUUCAGGAAGCGCUUUCUCACGAAUGGAACGACUUUUUGGAAUACUUUUAUAAGACUGUGCACACGGGCAAUCAUUUCAAGCAGGUCGAUGGCGUUUCCGAGAGUGAUUUGGUUAGGAAAGCGACUUUCAUUCUAGACAAACUCAAAGAACACUGGCCGUACCUGGAGAUGGACGGUCUGAUGAAUAUUUGGAUUUUAAAACCAAUGAACAGCAGUCAAGGGGUAGGAAUACAUAUGUGCAGAACGUUGAACUACGUUUUGCAAACGAUAAAAACGAAUGAGAAUAGGAGAUACAUCAUACAGAAAUAUAUAGAAAGACCAAUGUUGAUCUACAAUACGAAAUUCGAUAUAAGGCAAUGGUUCUUCAUCAGUACUUGCGUACCACUGACCAUUUGGAUGUAUAAGCAAUGUUAUCUGAGAUUCAGUUCACAAACUUAUAACUUGAGGAAAUUGCACGAGUCGAUCCAUCUGACCAAUAACUCUGUUCAAUCCAAGUAUAACAGAGUUACCAGCAAGGACAUCAGUUUACCAUCUUAUAAUAUGUGGGAUUCUAAUCAGUUCAAAAAUUAUUUGUCAGAUAUUGGUUAUCCUAAAGCCUUCGCUGAAAUAAUCUAUCCAGGAAUGAAGGAAAGUAUAACAGCUGCCGUUUUAAUGCAUCAGGACUCUAUAGACCGACGGGCAGCAUCUUUUGAGCUAUAUGGAGCUGAUUUUAUGGUGACAGAAGACUUCAAACCGUGGCUGCUGGAAAUAAAUUCGAAUCCAGCUUUACAGGCUUCCACACCAAUCACAGCCAGAAUGUGUCCAAAUGUCUUGGAGGAUGUGAUCAGAGUGCUUGUAGAUUACAAAAACGACAAGAAUGCGAGCACAGGAGGUUUCGAACUUUUGUACCGAGAACAACCAACACCCCGUAGAAGACCAGGGGAGCUGGAAGUGGCCGGCACUCCUCUGAAGCCGGAAUUUUUCAACGUUCCUUUGGAGUUACAAGAAAAAUCGAGUUUCCCACCAGAAUCCACCAAAAACAAGCCGAUGCAGCAAGUCACUUGUAUAAAAGAGUUAGGAAAGUCCAUAAGACAUACUUUGCAUAAUUUGCUGGAAUUGUUGAAACAGGAAAGGUUGAAAAGGUCCAGAAGAAAACACAUUGGUAUAGAAACUAUUUUAUCAUGUACCGAAAUUGUUACUGAAAGCGUUGAAACGAUAUUAUCAGAUACUAUGAUAAAAUAGAACAGAUAUUUACAAGCCUGUGUAGAAAUCAAUUUAUUAAAUUUAAUUAAACUUAUUACGUGUAAAAGAUCUUAUUUAGAAAAAUUGUACUCUCACUUACUCAAUUCGUAGACAUUCAUACCUAUGAUAAAUUAUGAUAAUCAUACUUUCACAUUCUCAUCACUAAGAGUAGCUAAAUGACGGGUUUCAAUGAAAAUGACAGCUUGGGCCUAGAGUUAUUUUUGCCUAAUAUUUUUUUCUGCUCUUCUUUUGUCCUCUUUUCUUGCUCUUUCCUCAAUCGCUGUCUUUCUUCAUCUAUUUUCCUCUGUUCCUCCACCAUGGCUAACCUUUCUUCAGC